CCUAAUUCCCGCGCGGUCUACCUGGACAUAUACUCGCUUUCACGCACGUCGGGCACCUCUUGAUCAGGCUAACAUCCUCGACUUCACCUCGCCAUGGCAUCCAACCGCGACUCCGCUGAGCUCCUUACCCCUCCUUUGUCCGCUGUUGCCAGCGACUUUGGCAAGGCAUUCCCAUUCGGCGACGCGCAAGGCACAGAUGCCUCGCGCGCCACCCUGCGGUACGAGAGGAGGAUGGGCGACACCGAGCUCUCCUACUUUCUCCCCUCGCGGCAAGCAGGCGUGAACGACAUGUCUUUGCAUCUUGGCUUCAGAGCAAAGGAGAGUGUCGCGAGACGCUCAAGGGUUCGCGCCGUUUGGGCGAUCCUCCGCAUGCGCCAUCCCCUGCUCUGCGCGCGUGCAGAAAUGCACGACUAUGACGACGUGCGAUUCGUCUUCGACGCACCGUCGUCCGCACAAGACGCGCUGCUCAGCGCGGACGCCAACCUUGAGUACCGCAUGCAGACCAAGGACGAGCUGAUGGAGUCCUUCAUGAACGGCCCGCGAACUUUGUCGAACGACCGUCUAUCCUAUCUCAUCAUUUCGGAACCCAUCACCUCACCGGAGCUGAUGCCUACCCCGCCGCGCACUCCCUCGCCGGCCUUGAGCGAGCCGCACGAACCGGAGCUAGAAGCCGCGGAUGACGAAGGACAUCAGGAAGCCGAGCGUACUCACCAGUACGAGCUGCUCAUUUGCGCAAUGCACUUCAUCGGUGACGGCAUGGCCUUGCAUACAUUCGCGAACGAGUUUUUCGGCCUCCUUGGAGGCGAGAAAUCUGAAGACGAAUUACGAGAUAUGCUAGAGGACGAAUGGCGCUCUCGCUGGGCCGUCGCGCCUGAAGAGUGUGCUCUCCCAUCGGCGCUCGAAGAUAACAUGCCGCUCUCUCCAGCCAAGUUCCGCCGCGUCGCUGCCAAGGUGGACUUCCAGCUCUCCGAACAGCGGCUCGUCGGUGGCCAGGUGUUCCCUCGCAGCAAGCACCCGGAGCGCCAUACUAUCAUCCCGACCGUGACGUUCCCAGAGGACCGCACAAAAGCCAUCCUGAAGAAGUGCAAGGCACACGGCGUCUCGGUCUCUGCGGCGCUCUUCGCUAUCUGCAACGUCGCCUGGGUACGCACGGCCGCAGAGGGCUGCAACAGGGAGCUGCCCACGCUCAUGUAUUCCGCGCUCAACCUCCGCCCCUACUUCACCAGGAAGCCUACUUCCGAGCUGUGGAACUCGUACUGGUACCUCGCCAUCGGCUACUUCAACGUCGUGCUGCCGUCCUUCCUCCCCUCCGCUUCUGCACCGGAGGGGCAAGAGUCGACCUUCUGGCUUCGAGCGCAGCAGGCAAAGGCGCAGAGCACCAAGGCGGCGAAGAAUCCCCUCAUGGCUUCACGCGCGCACGAGAUGUCGCGGAAGCGCGGGGCGCAGGCGCGUGCAUGGGGCCGAGAAGAUGACGAGCGCGAGAAGGGGACUUGGGUGCCGCCGCCGCCGCCUGUCCAGGCUGCUCCUGUGAAGGAGUCGGCCUUCCCGGCAAGGGCGAAGGCGCCGUCUUCUGCACUCAUCGGGCUGUCUUUGCUUGGUAACCUUGACGGCAUCUACAAGCAUGCCACGUUCCCGAACACCGAGCUCCACACGUUGACCACGGGUUCAAGGCAGCGCCAUGGUGGGAUGCUGCUGUUCGGGUACACGUUCAAGGGGAAGCUCUGGAUCAGCCUGGGGUACGACGAGAAUGGGUUCGCGGACGGGGUCAUUGACCGCUUCUGGAAGGAAGCGAUGGAUUGCGUCGACCAAUUCUUGGGAUGAACGUGCGAGACUGGACUGGGACACUCACUUCACUAUCUUCGCAUUUCACAGACUUUGCUAGCCAUGGACGUCUCCAUCUUACGUUUAUGUACGCAUGAUUCUUUGGAUAGGUUUCCGAGUGCCUUGUAUGACGUGUGUAAGUUACCGCAGCAGGACGUAAUGAUGACUGUCACCUGAACCUUGUC
Dichomitus squalens LYAD-421 SS1 is the source of this 2006-nucleotide messenger RNA. RefSeq lists its product as uncharacterized. Bases 94 to 1821 code for a protein of 575 amino acids. The transcript has 5 exons. NCBI's taxonomy places the organism in Eukaryota, Fungi, Basidiomycota, Agaricomycetes, Polyporales, Polyporaceae. The record is from RefSeq and is a predicted model, not a curated record.